AUGGUGGCUGAAGGCUCUCUCCGAACGAUUAGCCUGGCUGAAGUUGAGCAGCACAACUUCCAAAAUGAUCCCAAAACUUGUUGGAUCGUAAUGGAAGGAAAGGUUUAAUUUUUUUUUUUAACUUUUCAGUAACAAUAUUUAUUUCAAGGUCUACGAUGUCACGAAUUUCCUCAUGGAACAUCCUGGCGGUGAGGAAGUCAUUACAGAAAUGGCUGGAAAGGUUCGAAAUUCAUAUUUUGAAACGAAAUUGUCGUGAAAUCGGGAUUUUUAGGACGCCACCAUUGCUUUUAAUGACGUCGGCCAUUCUAGGGAUGCCAAGGAAAUGGCCAAAGAUUAUCUUAUUGGUUAGUUUUUUUUUCCUAUCCUUGAAUCGAAACUUUUCAAGGUGGUUUUUUUCAAUAUUUUUUUCUGAUGUUUUUUUAGUAAUUUUACCGUGAAAUUCAUAAGCUCCAGGCCCUCUGUAAAAAAAGUGUGAAAUUAAAAAAAUCAUCUUCUCAGUUUUAAAAAAAGACUACAAGUAGUGACUAUGGGGAAUAUUUUUUAACUCUCCUACCUUUUUUAUUUUAAACUGAACAGUCAAUUAUAAGUUUCACACAAAAAUUACCUUCCUUCAAGGUGCGUUAUAUUCUGCCAAAAGCUGAAAAUAAACCUAUUUUCGUGGUUCAAAAAAUGGUUCUAAUCGAGCAAUUUUUUUGUUCCUGACACAAUCAAAUUUAUGUAUAGUUGAUUCACGGCUGGCUUGAGCCAUCGAGAAAAGGGUCCUGCCACGAAAACGAACGAGACAGUGCCCUGGUUGGUGGAGAGUGCAGACAGGCCACGCUUUUUUGCGUCUCAAGCUAGCCGUGAAUCGUCUAUAGCGGAAACAGGACGUUUUGAACAAUCCUAAGGAUCCCUUAAGAGAACUUACGGCGCUUAAGUGGUCCCUUAAAAUGCUCAGAAAGGUUCGGGGCCUGUUAACAAUUUCCGAGCAACUUUUUUUUAUGAGAAUUUUCUAAUUUCUAAAGUGCGCGAUUGUGCAGAAAGCAUAAUUUAAGUUAUAUUACUUUACGAGUAAAAAAUGACUUUUUUUAAAAUAAAGAAAACUCGCUACGUCACAUAAGGACAGACCCCUUCGAAAUUUUUCGACGAAUCUUGAAAAUAUAUCAAAAAUCUGCGAGUGCCAUUCGAUUCAGGGUACAAAAUCCUGUAGAACCGAUUUUUGAUCACCCCAACACUUUUCUCACUUUUACGGCAUUCAAGAAUCGGUUUUUUAAAGCCUUCCAACAAGGAUAGAACCACCUGGAAAUUUUGAUCUUUCUGGGAAAAUUUUAGUGGCUAUCAUAGUAGUCGAUUUAGUGGCCACUUUAGUGUUUAAAAUUCAGCGGCUGCUUCAGAAGUCUAAGUAGUACUGAUUGAGCGCUUCAAAUACUAUAGUGACCACUAGACGCGUAGUAGGGGCUUCUGCAGUGGUGUCCUCUCUAAGUAGCCCUUGAGGGACCACUUAAGAGGCCACUAGAGUUUUUCGCAGUUAGUUGGAGUUCUUCCGCUUUUCUGUGAAAGUUUUUAGUGGUCACUAUAGGGUUUUGACGUUUCAGUGGCCGCUAUAGUAGUCAAAUUAGUGGCCACUUGAGGGAUUAAAAAUUAGUGGCCACUUUAGAGGUCUAAGUGCUACUACCAGGCCACUGAAAAUUUUAGUGACCGCUUUAGGGGUCAGUGGUUCAACAUAACUGGUCCAAUCUGUUUUUUUUUAUUAUCAGAGGUACUGGAAGGGAAACUGGAUGGAAAACUACUGAAGUGGCCACUAAAACGAAAAAUAAUGGCCACUAUAGAGAUGGAUUUAGUGGCCACUUUAGUGUCCUAAUAAGUAGUCCUUGAGGAGCCACUUAAGAGGCCACUAGAUUUGACACAGUUUUUAACUUCUUUCCCUUUUUCUUCUGUUUUACCAGCAUAUUUUCUUUCUUAAAAUCAUUUACGACUUAGUUUCUAUUGCUUUUUGGUUACAAAUAUAUCCAGCUAGCCCCUUUUUUCAUUUUCCUUCAAGCUACAACACCCUUCGCUUCGAUGCGCGUUGUCACCUGUGGGCAUGCGCCUUUAAUAUAACGUAAAUUUCAAGCCAAUUAAAGGAGCAUCGAGGCCAAGGGUUCUUUAGUUCAGAUGGAAUAAAAAAGUUGGCGUGGAAUGGGCUAUUAAAGAACUUUUUUCCAAAGCAAAAUGAUAAUUUUCAAGGAGUCCUGGCCAACGGAGAAGCCCCAGCCGCGCCGAAAGCCGAAGCGAAACCGGUGAUAAAACCGGCGGCCGGAAAUUCGAUCGCCGAUAUUUUGUUGUCCCCUACUUGGACGAAUUUCCUCAUCCCCACCGCGAUCGGCAUCGCUGUGUAUGUCUUGUACAAGGCCGCCAUCCGAGUCAUCGGCUGAAUUUCCACUACUUUUCUGUUUCAUCCUUCUUAUUAGAUUAUCAUUUUUUGAACGUUUGUAUUCUAAAUUCCGCAUAUGUAGCUUGAUCACUAUGUUUUUUGGUGUUUAAAGGCGCAGAAGUCUCUUCGUCUCGAGAUCCCUUGCAAAUUUAACCAUGCGCCUUUAAACACUGGCUAAGAUUUUAGACACUGUUACUUAAAAAGUUAGUUUCCGGAAAUAUUGUUUUUGAACUGUAGACUGAAGAUUCCCAGAUUUAUUUUAUUUAACUGGUUAUAAAAAGGUAUGAAAUAUGAGAAAAUAUCAAUUUCAGCAGGUUUCAAAUUUUUUUAUAAAGAUUGGAUUUUUCAAAAAUUAUUCCUGCUGUUUUUUUAAUAUGAAAACUUGAAGGUUUCUUGUUUAAUGGCUAUUUUUUUGAACUUGAAGCUCGAAUUAUGCUUAAAAUUGAUCUUCCUUCGAAUUUUCGGUUAGACUGGCUGUUUUGGAACAGAAAAAAAGCUGCUUUGAAGCCUAAAAUUAUUUUUUUUUUUCAACAGAAAAUACUAAAAAUUCGCCUUUUUUGUUGAAUUUCUAGUGAACCUUGGUAGUUGUUCCGUUCCUAUAACUUUUGUUCCUCCGAAAUCUUCAAGAACAGAGGAAAAAAGAGUUGUUUAUAGCAAUGUCCAGCCAUGGGCCGCUAAUCUGAGCGAUUGUUUACAAUAUCCGCCGAUUUUCGUUGCGAAAUCUGCCGGAAAACCGUCUUUUCUGAUCCUUUUCCCUAAAUUUUCGUUAUUUUCUAGUUUUCAUGCCUUUUUUGUUCAAAUAUUGUUAUAUCCCUUGAUUUUUUCUGCCUUUGAUUAUAUUCAAGUAGGAGCCGAAUAUAAAUUAAUGCGAGUUUCUCAUUUUUUCUUAAAACAUUCCGAGUUUCUAUAAUAAUAAUAAAGAAUUACAUCGUUUUUCUAAUAUUUUUAUGUAACUGGUCAAGUUUACAAGUAUGAUAAUUUUUUUGUUUUUUUCAUUUGUUUUUACAGAAAAAAAUGAUUCAGACUGUAAAUAUGGAAAAAAAGUGGACCGUUACUGCGCGGCUUUAAAUAAAGAAUAUGAACUGGAGGGCGUGAAUUCGCCCAAAUCGACGGCGAUCCGCAAAAAGUUUGUCUUAAUAUUCUUGUUGAAAAAAAUGUUAAAUUUAAGGCUUAUUUUUUUCGAUUUGAUGUGAAAAUGUGAUUUUUUUGCGAAAAUUUGAAGAAUAUUAGUUAAGUUUUUCGAUAAGAAAAAAAUUAAAAUUCAGGCUUUUUUUAAAUCUUGAUAAAGUUUUUUUGGGACGUAUUUCGAAAAAAAUAUUUAAUUCGAAACUCAUUUUUUUCAACGUAGAAUAAUUUUUAAUAUUGAAAGAACAGCUUUAAAAAAAUUGUCUCAACCGGUUUUUUUCGCAGCAAAAAAAUAGUCAAAUUUGCGAAAUUUCAGCUUGAGAAUAAGUUUUUUUAUUUUUUUAUUUAUUCAAAUUGAUUUUUUUAAUUUUUUUGCGAGUGUUGAGUUGAAAAUUGGUUUUUAUUUUUCCGAUAAAAAAAGAGAAUCUAGCUUUUUUUAUUUCGGAAAAGUUUUUUUGUACGGCGAAAAAAAGCGAAUCCAAGAUAAAUUGAGCUUUUUUGAACCUUUUCUUUUUGAAAAAUGUAAAAUUUCACUGUUAAUAUUUGAAAUGAAGCUUCGUGUGUUACAUUUGACACGGAUUUUUCGAGAAAAAAACAGAAAUUUUGGAAUUUUUCAGCCUUAAACUGAAGAUUUUUUUUCAAACUUUUUAAAAAAUUCUCUUAAAGUUUAAAGUUUAAUGAGAAUUUUAAAGUUGAUAUUAGGUUAGUUUUUAUUGAGGAAAUGCGAAAUUCGGCGUUUUUUUCUUGGUAAAGCUUUUAUAAGACGGACAAACGAAUACAAGCUGAAUUAAGCGCUUUUUUUUGAAUAUUUUCUUCUAGAGAAUUUUAAAUUUUAAACUCAAUUUUCAUAGUAAAGUAAUAGGAAUUUAAAAAAAUAUAGCUUACCAAUCAUGUUAGAAUUCGUAUUUUAUCAAAUUUUUCUCAUGCGAAAAAAAUCAAAAUUGCAAAAAUUUAUCUUGGUAAAGCUUUUUAUAAAACGAAAAAAAUGGUGAAAAAGCAACUUUUUUUGAAUUUUUUUCUGUUGAAAAAAAUCAUCGAAUCUCCGGGAUUUUAUUAACUUUUCUCUAAAAAAAUAAUUUUCUUCAAUAAUUAACUGAAUUUUUUUGACAAAUAGCUAGAGAAUAAAGUUUAAAUUUACAUCAGUAACUACUGUAUGGUAUGUAUCAAAAUUGUUCUUUUUCAAACUUUAAAAUUCGAAAAAAACUUUUUGCAGACUCCGAAAAAUGUUGGUGGAACUGGAAAGGUCGGAGGGCGAUUUGUUGCCAAAAAUCGACCUUUUCUGGAGAACCGCUUAUUAUCAGCCGAUAAUCGAGCAGAGGAGGUCCAAGGUGGGAUAAAAUUAAUGAUUUCAGAUGGAAAAAAAUGAAUGGAAAUAGUCGAAAAUCACUUUUAUCUCAAAAAAAAUCGUUUUUUCCAUGAUUUUCGCCGUUUGUCUGUUGAAAUUUCGAUACAAAUUUGAUUUGUUUUUAAUUUGUCACAAUUAUAAAUUCAUUUCUCUUUUUUUUUCUUUUUAUGAAUUUUUAUAUAGCUCAUCAGAUUGAUGGGAAAUUUAAAGCUGAAAUUUGAAAAAAAUACAAUUUCGACCAUUUUGAGGUAUUUUGGAGUGUUUUAGGGACCACUGUAGGGGCCAAUUUUUUGAUCCUUAAAGGGGCCUGAUUUUAAGUGGUUCUUGUAGUGUUUUCUAAACGGUCCUCUAGAGCUUUUGGCGUCCUUAUAAGAACCACUUCGAAUUUUUUUCAUAAAUUUUAAAAUUACCCAAAUUUCUACAAGCAAUCUGAUGCAUUGGAGAGGAUUAAAAAGUGAUUUUUUUAAAUUUAAAAAUUCUUUAAAAAAUUUUUCAGCUCUUUUUUCAAGUUUUUCGAAGUCUGCUACAUGAUUUUUCGACUAAAGAUUACAAUUUUCCCAAGAAAAUCCUGAUUUUUUCCAGGAAGAAGGCUCUGACGUCUACUGCAACGUGUUGGCGAUGAUGUUUUGCGGGGAAAUCCAAGGGAUUUUGGCCAAAUCCGUCAGAUACGCGGCCCUGUACAACCUGUACCUUGGCGAUUUGCAUAGGUAGCUCAGGGAGGCCAGAGUGGCCCCUAGAGGGGCGCUUUUGGGGGGGCUUGAAUAUUUCCCUUUAGCGAACACCUUACCUCCCCUCUUUAGGGACCACUGAAGUUUGUAAAGUGGCCCUUAUAGGGGAAAUUUAAGUUGCAUAUUGAUAGGAACACUGUGAGAAGAAGCAUUUCCAUGCGAAAAAAUAUUAAAUUAGCGUUUUUUGAAGGAAAAUUUCGACAAACGGUUAUUUUAGUUUAAAAAUUCUAUAAGCGACCGUUUUUCCUCCGAAACCCUAUAGGGAUCACUCUAACGCUCUUAGGAAAAAUCGGAAAAUGUUGAAAAAGUAGCUAAAAUUCAAUCAAUUAGCGGGAAAAAAAUUAAUCCAGAAAAGUCAAUUUUGAAAAAAAUUUUUCUUAUUUUUUUAUUUUUACGUAGUUUUUUUCUUUUUCUGAAAGCAACCUCCAGAAAGGUAUUUUAAUACGAAAAAAAGAAAGUUUGUUUUUUUAUAACAAGGUGCAUUUUUUUGUGUGAAAAAUCCAGAUAUCUUUACCUAAUUUUUUUGAAAAUUUCAGAUUUUUUUUUAUGAAAAUGAGCUCCUUAUCACAAUUUUGAACUGUUUUUUAAGGUUCUUCUGAAAAAUUGUGGAGUUUUUUCAUCCAACGGCAUUUUUAGAUUCAAAAAUUGGAUUUUUGAGCUUUUUCUUGCUUAUCUUGAUCUCAUCGGGACUAUUUUCCACGGAUUUUUCUCAUUUUCAAGCCUUUUUUCUUCCAGAUACAUGACCGACAGUGUCCAAGUCUCCGUGGCGCCCGUCUUUUUCCAAAAAGCCGUCGAAAUCGAUCCGGAACAGGGCCGGGCCUACAACCAACUCGCCAUCCUUCUGCCCUCCAAACCCGAAAAUACCGUUCUGCAGCUGAGGUUUGUAUUUUUUUGGUUUUUGAACACUUUUUCUGGUUAAAAGUCAUGUUUUCAUCGUUUUUUGCAAGGUUUUUGGGUUUCUGCAACCCGAAAAAUCCGAAAAAAGUUACGUUUCACUGUCAAGACUCUAUUUAGCGUUGAUUCACAAUAAAAUUCUCUUUUUUCCUUUUUUUUUUUCUUCAGAAAUUUUAUUUUGAUGUCCUUUUUCAUCAUUUUAAGCUUCUUCUUUUGCUUAGAUUCCAUUGAAAAAUCAUAUUUUACAAGAUUUUUUUGUACAUUCAUAUUAAAAAAAUAUGAUUUUUUUGUUCAUUUUAAGCUACUUUUUUUCAAGUUUUUUUAAUCAAAAAAAUCAUAUUUUUCCAAGAUUUUUCGUAUAUUCAUAUUAAAAAAAUAUGAUUUUUUUCUUCAUUUUUUUAAGCGACUCGUAAAAAAAUAUUUCCUCAUUUUUUUCAUAUGGUUUUUCUUCUUUUUUUCAUGCAUUCUUUAUUUUUAAAAAAAUCAUUUUUUUCACGUUUUCUCAUUGAAAAAUUCCCCCUGUAAUGCUUCGUUUUCCAGGUAGUUUUCAUCGAAAAAAGCAGAUUUUUUACAGUUUUUUGGGACCUUUUAUGAGACCUUUUUGAGACCUUUUUGAGACCUUUUUGGAACCUUGUUUGAGACCUUUUUAGGAACCUCUUUGAGACCUUUCUGAGACCUUUUUGGGACUUUUUUGGGACUUUUUUAGACCUUUUAUGAGACCUUUUUGAGACUUUUUUAGGACCUUUUUGGGACUUUUUUGAGACCUUCUUAAGACCUUUUUUGGGACCUUUUUGGGACCUUUUUAGAACCUCUUAGACUUUGCCCAUGACUUCCGAUUUUCCAGAUAUUUCCUCCUGGCCCUCGUCAGUGAACAAUCUUUCACGUCGGCCCUCAAAAAUGCCUCAAACGUCGUCAGAGAUUCCAUUCCGACAGAGCCAAUCGAAGAAAAAUUGACCGUGGAGCUUAUCAACGCGAUUCUUUUCGUUUUUAGGUGGGAAAUCGGCCUUUUUUCAAUUUCGGCUCGUUUUUCUAUUUUUUGCUUCUUUAAAAGAAUACAAGAACAGUUUUUCAAGAUUUAAAAAAAGUCGGGAGAAUAUUUUUUUCCAUCACAAAAAGUUUAUUUUUUAAGCAGAUUUUUGAGUUCAAUUUUCAAGUAAAAUUUUUCAAAUUUCCUUUUUUUAGAGUGGAUAAAUUUUGAAAGAUCCAUUUUAGGGCUCAAUUUUAGUUUAAAAAAAUGACGGAUUUAUUGGAAUAUUUGAUUUUUAAAAAUGAAUGUAUGAUAAAUUACAAAUAUUUAUAACAAAAAAAUUGUGAAUUUAUGAUUAAAAAAUAAAGAAAAAAAUAUUGAAAAAAAUGAAUAAUAUAUGAUAAAAAAAUGAUGGAUUGGUUCAAAAAGUUGAUAAAUUGGUUAAAAAAAUGAUGAUUUUAUCAGAAAAAAAGAAAUAUUGGAUCUACGAUGAGCAAAAAAAUAAGUAUAGAUUUCUAAAAAAAUCUUGAAAAAAAGCGAUUUUACUGUUGAAAAAAAUGAUGAAUUUAUGAUGAAUUUAUUAUUUUUUUAGCCGCGAAACUUUCAAGGAAGCUUCACACGCUUGGUUGGAAUGUAUUAAGGUGAUUUUUUUGAUUUUUUUCAGACGAAAUUUCAGUUUUUUUAGAAAAAUUUCUCCCAAAAAAAUGAUUUUGAAAAAAUUUACAGAACAAAAAAACUCGUUGAAAAUCCGAAAAUUCCAUUCUUGAUUUCGAUAAUCGGCCUUGUCAAUCGACUCAGUGUCAAGUAUUCGAGAGGUUUUUCCUUCAAGACAUCAAAACUUUAUUUUUCGGAAGUUCAGAUGGAGCUUUUUUGGCGUCUUUCGAGACGAUCUGCAACGCCUUUUUGGCCCUUUUGGAGAAGGAUGUGGUCGUCAUGGAGGAGAUCGACGAGGAGGACCGGAAGGUGAGAAAAAACGGAAGAAAAUGAGGGUUUUUGAGUGAUAGUUCAUUCACUGAUAGCUUGUCGAAAAUGGCUUUUUAGGAGCUGUCUGGACCUCUUUUUCUAGCACACUAUCUCACAGGUCUUUUCAAGACCAUUUUUUGAUUUUUUCAAGCCAAAAAAUCCUGAAAAUGAGGGUUUUUGAGUGAUAGUUCAUUCACUGAUAGCUUGUCGAAAAAGUCGUUUUUUGAGCUGUCUGAACAUCUCUUUUUAGUGCGCUAUUUCGCUGAUCACUUCACGACCAUUUUUCGAUUGUUUCAAACCAAAAAUUCCUGGAAAAUGAGGGUUUUUGAGUGAUAGUCCAUUCACUGAUAACUUGUCGAAAAAGGCUUUUUUGGAGCUUUGUGAACCUCUUUUUUUAGUGCGCUAUUUCGCUAAUUGUUUCAAGACCAUCUUUUUCUUCGAGUCAAGCUCAAGAACCCUGAAAAUGAGGGUUUUUGAGUGAUGGUCCAUUCACUGAUAUCUUGUCGAAAAAGGCGUUUUUGGAGCUCUCUGAACCUCUUUUGCUAGCCCACUAUCUCACAGAUCUUCUCAAGACCGUUUUUUGGUUGAUUCGAGCCGAAUGAUCCUGAAAAUGAGUGUUUUAAAGGAUGGUCCAUUCACCGCUAACUUCUCACUAAAAGGCUAGUAGAGCUGUCCAAAUUAUUUUUUUCUCACAAUUUUUUGACCAGUAAGUGAGGAAAUUGUCCUUUUUGAAAACUUUUAUGAGGUUACCGCUUUGAUCAGAAUAUAUCAGAAUUCAAACUUUUGUAAGUUUGCAAUCUCUUUGCGGAACUACUCUCUAUUCAUUAUUGUGGCCUUAUUUCUUAUCAUUUUUUCUUUUGAAUCCAUCAAAAUGAUGAUUUUCGAAAAAAGUCCUCAAGAAUUCUGAUUCCAGAUGAUGGAACGUCGGAAGCAACGUCGUCAUUUUUCGGACGAAGAGGAGGAAGAAGAUAUCCCAACUACCAGUUUCAAAAAGCCUUUGAAUGAAUCUUCGAGCUCCGAAAGCCUCGAAAUGGGUUGGUUAAUGAUAAAUGUGCAUUUCCUAAUCGAUUUUUCGUCUUUCUUCUGAUUUUUUGGAAUUUUCGAUGCUUUGUGUAUAACUUUUUACUGUUUCCUGUGUUUCUAACUGAUAAUUUUUUUAAUUCAUCAAGAAAAAAUGCGAAAAUUUUUGAGGUUGUUCUAAAAUUUCAAUCACUAAUGAGUUUCAGUAAGUUUUGUUAUUUCUGAACCACUUGAAACGGAAAAGUCCGAUAUAAAUCUGUGGAGAUUCAAGUUUUGAUUAAUUAGCCUUAGAGCGCAUUUUCCACAUGACGUUUUUUUUUAAAGUUUUAGUGAAUUCAGUGGUUUCAGCAGAGCUCCAGUAAAAUAGCCGUAGAAGUUUCGGAAAGUGCGCUCCAAGGAUAAAUAGCGAUUUCAAAAAUUUUUCGAAUUUUUUUUUGCUGUUUUCGUUUUUUCGAUUAGUAAUCUUUAUUUUCAAAUUUUCCCAAUUUCUUGAGAGAAAAUACAGAAUUUUUUGAUACGUUUGAGGAAAAUUAGAGAGUUUCAGUAAGUUUAGUUAUUUUUGAGCCAUUUGAAACCGAAAAGUCCGAUACAAAUAUGUGGAGAUUCAAAAUUCGAUUAAUUAGCGUUGGAGCGCAUUUUUCCACAUGACCUUUUUUAAGUUUUAGUGAAUUUAGUGGCUUCACGAGAGUUCCAGUAAAAUAGCCGUAGAAAUUUCGGAAAGUGCGCUCCAAGGAUAAACAUCGAUUUAAAAUAUUUUUUUCGAAUUUUUCGGUUUUUUUGUGUUUUUUUGAUCGGUAAACCUUAUUUUCAAAUUUUUCCAUUUUAUUGAGAGAAAAUACAAAAUUUUUCGAUAUGAAAGGCAUGCUGGAAAGUAGGCCGGUCGGUUUGGAAAACCAGGCCACGCCGCAAUAUUGCUCCAUGGAACACUUCGAAUUUCAAACUGUUUUUUUCUUCCUUUUCAAAUUUUACGAAGUAGGUUUUCGCCUUUUUAUUCAACUCUAAAAUUCAAAAAACUGACUCACUUUUUUUAAAUUAUUAUUUAUUUUUUGGAUCCAAAAUAACUGAAAGCCUUCACCACUAUGCGAAUAUUAGUGAGUUGCAGUAAGUUCAGUUAUUUUUGAGCCACUUGAAACGGAAAAGUCCGAUAUAAAUCUGUAGGGAUCAAAAUUUGAAUAAUUAGCAUUGGAGCGCAUUUUCCACAUGGCUUUUUUUAACUGCCGUGGAAUUCAACGUAAAUUUGCGAUAAAUAGCGAAUUGAAGAAUUUUUCGAGUUUCUGUUUCAUUUUUCGUUGAUUGCAAGGCAAAAAUUCCGAUGAGGAUCUUGAUAACUCAGCCAAAAUUAAUUUUUUUGCCUUGGAGCGCAUUUUCUUCUAUCUAUUUGGUUAUUCUUUCAAUUUUCGAGAUUUCGAAGAAGAAAGUAUGAAAAAAGCUCUCAAGCAAUUCAUGAAAGCUUGCAUCAAGGAUAAUUUUGAAAAUUGUGUCUUUGCCAGUUCUUUUUGUCUUUCUGAACCCGAGAAAAAAUUUAUUUUGCUUUGAAAAUUGAUUUAUUUUCCUUGGGGCGCGUUUUCCCUGUAAACAUAUUGUCAUUUAUCUAUUUCCCAUUUUAGAACAUUGGAUUUUUUGAAAGAUAUAAUAUUUGGGAAAGUUUGCUCUAAGGAUAAUCUUGAAGAUUUCAGUUUAUUCUGUCAUUUACAAAUUGAGUGGAACGCAAAAACAAUUGGAUAUAGCCUUGGAUGCCUUGAGAAUUCUUUUGUUAGCCUUGGAGCGCAUUUGCAUUUUCGAAAAAGCCAUUUUUCCUAACUUCUUACUCACCGCUUGUCGUGUCUCUCAGCACUGUGUGUUCGCAUUUUACAGAGGAUUACGGUUCGAAUCCGCCUCGAUCCGAUGAUGAAAGUUCAGAUGAAGGCAUUGAGAAGAGCUUCAACGACCUGGAGACGGAAAGAGUCGAGACCGGCAUGGGCGAUCAGCAGAAGGUAAAUUCGGGGGGUUUCGAAUUUUCGUUUUCUUUAAACUUGGGGAGGGUGGGAGAAUAUGGUAUCUUUGUUGUUUCUCAAAGUAGCGUCAAAUGUGCUCCUGAUGGGGGGGAACAACCUUUCUAAAGGACUCAAAUGAGCUCCUGAUGGGGGGGAAUUUCAAUUCAAACCUUAAGUAACUCCAAACUAAACCCCUCUAGGGGCCACUUUCCUAUAGGGGUUAGGGGAAAAACAGUUUCUCUAGGGAACUGAAAAGUGCUUCUUUCUGAGGGGGAAGGAUCAGGUCAGAACUUCAAGUACUCCUAACUAAACUCCCUCUAGGGGCCACUAUCGUAGUCUUUAGUGGCCCCUAUAGGAAGAGAGGAAAUGGUCCCUAGAGAGAAAAAUUUAAAGCCCCCCCCAAAAAGUUGCCCCUAUAGGAACGAGUUUCAAUUUUCAGUUAACAGCUUGAUCUAGGGUUAGAAAAAAAAAUUUGCUUUUCGAAAUUUUGUUUCGCAGAUUUUUUUGGGCUCAUGUGAAUAAAUAAACCACCUCUUCCAGGCAUUUUUCGUUUAUGGUCCUAAAAAUCAUCGAAAUCAUAACUUUUUCUACUGUUUUUCUCGUCACCUGACAAAUUAUGACUCAUAAAAUAACAUUUUUACCGGGAAUAACUCAAUCUUUCUCCAGAAAAUGCAGCUGGAAUACCUUUUGCUGGCGACGGCGUGUGAGUGGAUCUACUACGCGAAUGGGAUCCUGAACGAGAUGAAAAAAGCUUCGGCCAAAAUUUCGCAGAGUGUCUUGAAGGUAAAAUCAAGAAAAUCGAUCCCCAAACACUCCCUAAAAAGACGCUCUGGCGCACUACAGAGAAUUUUUUUUAAUUCGAAACUUCUUCUCACCAUAAUGUUCAUAUAGCGUUAAAUGUCCUUAGUUUUUCAUUUUUUAAAUCGACCCCCAAACACGCCCGAAAAAGACGCUCUGGCGCACUACAGAGAAAAUUAUUUUUUUAAUUUGAAACUGCUUUUCAGGAUAAAAUACAUAUAGCGUUGAACUUCCUUAGGAAAAUACUUUUAAAAAGUUUUUCUUGUAACUUUUUUCAGUACCUUGAAGAAACUUUCUUUGCAUUUUUCAGACCUGGGAUGACCUCUGUGACCGCGUCGUGGAGCAGUUGAACCGUACGAAAAGAUUCACCACCCAAGUUUUGUCGGAUUUAAACGAGGAGACCAGUUGGAUGCUCUUCGGGCCCGUUUUGGACGAGUCGAGGUGAAAAAUAACGUAAAUUUGAUACCAAAACCCCUUAAAAGACGCUCUGACGCACGACAGGAAAUUUUUAGAGUUUCAAAAGUGAGAAUGACAAGUCGGCUUUUAUUUUAUAGUUAUUCCGAAUCAAAAACAGUAAGCCGAUAAUGUCUCAAAAUUAUUUUCAUUACGCUGAACCAUAGAAUUUUUCAUCAACAAAAUUACAAAACACGCCCUAAGAAGACGCUCUGGCGCACAACAGAAAAUUUUUUUAAAUUAGUUCAAAAUAAAAAAAGAAAAAAAGUUAGUAAUGUCCUAGAAAUUCUCUCAACAAAAUGAACUGCUGAAAUUCUCAUCACAAAAUCUAUAAAACAAACUACUGAAAAGACGCUCUGGAGCACAACAAAAGGUGAAAUUUUCCAACUUUCAGUCAGUGAUUGAUUUUAACAAGACUUUUUGAGAUUGAACUUUUGGCUUCUCAACCAUGACUGAGGUCAAAUUCAAGGGAAAUUCAAGAAAAUAUAAGGAAGUCUUCAGCCCCAACCGAGCCCUCAACCAGAUGGUCUUCUGGUCGCAGCAAAUGUCCGUCGGCGUGGAGGCCCCGAUCGAAAAGUUCCUGAUGAGCGAAUCCGUCGGAUCGGACGACGAGGAGGCGAAUUCGCUCUUCAGAAGACGUCCGUCGGCACGUCGGCAGAAGCUCGAGGCUCUUUCCAGAAAAAUGCGGGAGCAGAUGCUGCUUUCCGACGCUCUUCAGGUGGCUCCGACUCGAAAUUAAUUUUCAUCGUCAUUUUUGAGUCCAUAACCUUUAUAAUUAUAUAGGUAUACUGAAUUUUCCUUAUCGAACUGUCUGACCUGUCUGCGCUCUCUUCUCUCACACCGACCAGGUCUUAGAAAGUAUGGGAGAGAGAGAGAGAGCACAGAGAUAAUUUGUGCUGUUUUUCUCUGCGCCCUCCUCGUCUCUCGACACCUCUCAUUUUGACCUACUGUUUCCAUUUCUCUGACUGGUGAGAGACAGAGAGACGCAGACACUAGAAACAUUUUAAGUCGCAGCGGAUGACUAUAGUUUUUAUGUGAAAAAAUGCGCUUUUCGCUCACUAAAGGUAACUGCGGGAAGCGAAUUCGCUCGCGACACCUUUGCGAUAUCGCGAAAAUCCUGCGCCCUUGUUUUGCUUUUUCCUUGGCGCGAUGUCUCAUUUUGAAAACUUUCGAAUUUUUUUUGCGUUAUAAGGGCGGGAUAAAUGCGAUGUCGCAAGCAGAAAAUGACGAGAAAAGUUUUCAGCUUGUAAAAAAUGCGGAAAAGUUUCAAAAAAAGGUACCGAUUUCAUUGAAAGUAUUUUCGAAAAAGUCGAGAGGACUCGAAAAAUCUCAUUUUUCCUUCACUUUAAACACUGUCGAAACAAAAGCGAAGUCGCUCGCGGCACCUUUGCGAUAUCGCAAAAAUCCUGCGCCCUUGUUUUGCAUACCCCUUGGCGCGGCCUGCCAUUCGGAAAGCUUUCAAUUUUUGGCGUUAGAAGGCGAUGUCGCGCCAAAAAAAAGGCGACAAAGCGGGUAAUUCGCGAUAUCGCCAGCGACAUCGCUCUUAUACCGCACUAGACUAGGCAAUGCGCUUUGACUGAUUUUUAACGAGUUUCAGCCGGAAAACUCGGGAAAACACCUGGAUUGGGUGCCGGUUUACGUGGUGGUCGACUACGACGCCAUCGUCAAAAAUGUCAACCUGGCGACUCGAUUGAUCGCCUCCGACGCCUUCAUUUUCGUCGUCCCUUCUUCCGUUCUCGCCGAGUGCGAUAAAAUGAAGGUAGAUCUUGCACACUGAAUUUUGAAGAGUAUAGGAAUAUGUAGACAUUGAUUUUUGUUAAAACGCUAAAGGGCCCACUUUAGAGUUGAUUUUGUUGAGUGGUCAGAAGAUAAUGACCUUAUAAAUCACUUUAAGGGAUGCUUGAAACUCACAUCAAAUCCAUAGGGACCACUUAAGGACUUCUGUAAGGGCCUUCUACUCUAUAGUGACCCCUUAAGGUAGGGACCGCAGACGAAUUUUCAAAAAAAUUUUUUCAGCAUUGAGCUUUGUAUGGUUUGAUAGCUGUUUCGAUUCAAAACUCAGAACCGUUUAGUUUUUCGAAAAAGAUUGAGGAUGAAAAAAGUUAUGACGAAAAAUGUGGCGCGCCGCGCGCCAUUUUUUUAGUACUGAAAUUUUGGUAUUAUCCAUUUUUGACAUUUUUCUCGAUUUUUUUUCUAGAACUAGUUUUGAUACUGGUCUAUUAUGAUGUAACAAAUCAUAAUAGAGUGCUAAAAUGAUGCUCAUCAGCUAGUUUGCCGAAAAAAAGUCGGUAUUUUUCCAGAAAACAAAAAACUGGCGCUUGCGGGCAUUGAACUCGCGACCUCAAAAUGAAAAAUCGCAGCGCACGCGCUGCGCCAAGCUGUUAGGUCUAGCGAAGGGAGUUUCCAUCCCCCAUACCCUUGAGCCGCUUGAAUAGCACAGAUUGCCUAUUUCAAAAAAAAAAACUUGAAGUAAUUAAGCUAUUUUUAUCAGAAUAUGUUCGCAAAUCUUUACUCAAACUUUUUCGAAACUGUUUUUUUAGUGCUUUUUUUGCCUCGUUUAACGAUCACUGCAUUAAAAACGGCCCCGUAAAUUUUUUUGGCAAAGACGAAUUUUUUUAUUUUAUUCUUUUUAAUUGAAAGAUUUUUUUACUAAUAAAUGUAUAUAAUCGUUUGAAAAAAACCUGCGUUCGACCGCUUUCGGUGUGAUAAACGCCGCUAAUUUUUAUUCUCUAGUUUCAAGAGCAUUUUUUUGCGUAAUAAACAACUUUUUUUCAAGCACAUAUUCUGUGGAGAAAAAAAUUUACGUAAGCCCAUGGUCUAAAUUUUGAAAAAAAAAAAACUCGAUUAUAUUCGCUUAUUAACGAUAUUUUGAAUUAUGACUUUCGGCGCUCCCUAAAAUUUUUGGCAAAGACGAAUUUUUUAUUUUAUUGUUUUAAAAUUACCGUUACUUGAAUCAAAAUCAUUAUAUAAAAAAAGAAAGAGUGCGUUCGACCUGAAAACACAUGAAAAAGCAAAAAACGACAAAAUUUUUUAGUUCCAUUCACGUUUUUGUACGACAUUCCGCGCGAACGCAUCAAAAAAGCGUGAAAUAUUUUUUAAACGAAAGAGGAAGCUUUUCUGUACAUGUGUGCCAAAUUUUAUUAGCCAGUUCCACAUAUUUUGCAACUACAGCAAAAGGAAAGUUGAAAACCAAAAAAAAGCCACUUUUUCUAUCGCGAAAAGGGGCGUGGCUUUGCGGUCCCUACCUUAAGGGCUCCUGUAAGGACAAUCUACUUUAUAGUGGCCACUUAAGGAUCUUCUAAUCUCUAGUGACCACUUAAGGACUUCUGUAAGGACCUUCUACUCCAUAGUGACCACUUAAGGGCCUUCUACUUCAUAGUGACCACUUUAGGGCCUCUGGGAGGACUUUAUACUCCAUAGGGUCCACUUAAGGACUUCUGUAAUGACCCUCUACCCUAUAGUGACCACUUGAGGACUCUAAACUUGUCCUGAGUGACUACUUUGUCGAAAAACUUUUAUAGCUGUCAUCCAAGGAGUUUUUUUCAAGAAAAUGGUUGAAAACUGAUUGGAACGGAUAGCUGCCCAGAAAACUUCAAACUGACCACUUAAGGGCUUUUAAAUUUGUCCUGAGUGACUGCUUUGACGAAAAAUGAUGAAGUGAUCUCUUAAGGGUAUUAUAAUUCGCUUCAAAGUGAGAACUUCAGCGUCCAUUGUGACCCAAAGGGACCACUUAAGAGCCUUGAAAAUUCUUAAGUGACUGCUUUGGCGCUUAACUUUAGAAGUUAUCACUUGAGGGAUUUUCUGCAGAGAAACAGUUGAAGAUUGAUUAGAACGGCUAGCUAUACGCAAAACUUAAAAGUGGUCCCUUUAGAGCUUCGUAAGUUGCCCUAAAGUGAACACUGUGGCGUCGAAGUUUUCAAUGACUCACUAGUGGAACUUGAAAUUCUAACGGUUAUGUUCGAAGGUUGAAAGGGAUCGCUUAAGUGGUUUUGUUUAAAUUUUCUUCGAUUAGUUUGAAAUUUCCAAUUGAAUAUAAGGAUGAAUUUUAAAGGAAAUUUAACCGUGGAGCGCAUAAGUUGAGAAAUUCCGAAGCUAUUUUUUCAUUUUUCAUAUCAUCAAUAGUAAGCAUGAUUUUAGAAUGAUAUAAUUUCAAUUUUUUCAACUUCAGCACACCGGCGAACGAGUGAGAUCCGCCCUGCGCGAAAUCCAACGCGGACAGGCGCGAAAUCGGCUGCGAAUCGUCGAGGCGACGACUGUGGAGACGUGCGCCGCGACGCUGAUCGCUUCGGCUCGCGAACACGCCAAAACCGGCGAGAACGGCGGCCACGCGACCCUCGUCGCCGUCCUCGUCGACGACACCGAGAAGUACCAGGAUAUGGCGACUGAUGAAAGUGAGCUUUUCGCGACGGAUGGAGUUACCGGGAAUCUCGAAGAUUAGGAUUAUAAAUAAAAAUGGACCGCGAAAAGAGAUUCUAGAAAAAUCCAAAAUAUACUCAUUCAAGUUGUAUUUUUUAUUUAGUUUUAUUUAGAGUUUCCUUUUAAUUGAAAAAAUUGAAGUUUCUCAAGAUAUUUGGCAUUUUUCAAUAGUCAAAAGGGCUCUAGAAAAAUUCGCUUGAAUUUUUUUUACUCGACAAAUAGACCCUUUUAAGUGAUCACUCAAGUUAUUUCCCUCUAGGGACCACUUAGAGUCGUCUCUUUAUUUCCCUCUUUAAAAAGUCCUCUUCAAGUGAUCACUCAAGUUGUUUCACUCAAGUUAUCUAUAAGAUUCGUGUCUUUUUUCAAUUUAGUCAAUACUCUUUAAGUGAUCACUCGAGUGAUUUCAAUCUAGUGGUCACAAACAGGUUUCCACUCGAGUGAUUUCCCUUUAGUGACUACUUAGAGUCUUCUGAUUUUCUCCAAUUGAGUCGGUCCUCUUCAAGUGACCUCAAGUGACUAGAGUGAUUUCAUUUUAGUGACCACUUAGAGUCGUCCGAUUUUCUCCAAACGAGUCGGUUCUCUUAUAGUGAUCACUUGAGGGAUUUCUUUUUAGUGGCCACUUCGAAGAGAUUGCUUUCCGCUAACUGAGUCGGUCCACUUUAAGUGAACACGCGAGUAGUUUCAUUUCAGUGACCACUUAGAGUCGCCUCCUUUUUUCUCCAAUUUAGUUGGUUAUCUUCAAUUGAUCACUCAAGUCGUUUCCCUUUAGUGGCCACCAAGAUUCGUCUCCUUUUUUUUUUCCAAUGAAAUCGAUACUCUCUAAGUGUAACUCUGGUGAUUUCUCUUUAGUGUUAACUCGGAGUUGUCUUAUUCCUCCAAAUGAGUCGAUUCUCUUCAAGUGACCACUCGAGGGACUUCUCUUCAGGGACCACUUAGAGUCGUCUGAUUUUCUCCAAAUUAGUUUUUUAUCUUCAAGUAUUAUCUCAAGUUGUUUCCCUUCAGGGACCACUUAGAUUCGUCUUUUACUUCUUUCCAUUUGAGCCGGUUCUCUUCAAGUGGUCAAUCUAGUGAUUUUUUCAGACCUGACCCUCCACAAACUGAUCGAUUUCUACGACCGUUGGUCCCGUCAUCGCCAUACUUCGAGCUGA
Messenger RNA from Caenorhabditis auriculariae, 18222 nucleotides. The record is from the annotation of a GenBank genome assembly. NCBI's taxonomy places the organism in Eukaryota, Metazoa, Nematoda, Chromadorea, Rhabditida, Rhabditidae.